Messenger RNA from Physella acuta, 900 nucleotides. RefSeq lists its product as uncharacterized. NCBI's taxonomy places the organism in Eukaryota, Metazoa, Mollusca, Gastropoda, Physidae. The record is from RefSeq and is a predicted model, not a curated record.
UUGGGCUCUUAUCAGCUAGUGUAGUCUCAGUUACCUGUCAAUACAGCACCAGUGUCCAGUCUCAGCUACCUGUCAAGACAGCACCAGUGUCCAGUCUCAGCUACCUGUCCAUACAGCACCAGUGUCCAGUGUCAGCUACCUGUCCAUACAGAUUCCGUACAGUGCCAGACACCAUGCCAAGCUUAAGAUUCCUCGUCCUUCUGCUGGCGGCGGCCGCUGUGUGUGUGUCCCACUCCGCCCCCACAGACAGCAACCAUGACGUCACAACGGUUCCAGCCACACAGACAUCGUAUGCUGAGAUUGUCCAGAACUCCGAAUCUCAAGAUGUUGACGAUGAUGAUGACGAUGAUGAUGAUGUUGAUGUGAACACAGUCAUUGAUGGCGUGCCGGUGAAAUACUUGACGUAUGAUGAGCUGGUCGAUCUGAUCAAUGAUGAGGACAAUUUGGUCAUGUCUGAGUUGGAUAUCGUGGCCAUCAGACAAGUGAUCCAGGCCAGACUAGCCAAAAACAUCACCCCCCAGGGAGGCCGACAGAAGCGUUGGGUCCCCCUGGCCAUGCGCCUGUUUCAGGCGGGUCGCGCGCUGUUCACAGGGUCAAGGGCAGGUCGCGUGACAUCAAGCGGAAGUCGCAUCACCAGACAGUAUGACAGACCAGGCAACUACAACGACGCUGUGAGAGACUUCAACAGAUUCAAUCCACAGAACCAGGGCACGUUCUCUGGACCAAUCAACGGCCGGACCGGCACCGUAGGCAACCACAAGAUCACAGUCCGUGACGGCAGCUCCAACGGUUCUCCCACCCUGGAGAUCAGGUCCCCCAAAGGCGAUGGUACCUUCGUCAGGAAGUUCCGCUACACUGAAUAGUAACAUCAAGAUAUCUUGUGAUUUUAAUCUUUGUAAU